Centruroides sculpturatus (bark scorpion) is the source of this 995-nucleotide messenger RNA. RefSeq names its product aprataxin and PNK-like factor. Gene Ontology annotation, biological process: double-strand break repair. Lineage: Eukaryota; Metazoa; Arthropoda; Arachnida; Scorpiones; Buthidae. Gene Ontology annotation, cellular component: nucleus; site of double-strand break. Gene Ontology annotation, molecular function: protein binding; DNA-(apurinic or apyrimidinic site) endonuclease activity; 3'-5' exonuclease activity. The coding region runs from base 144 to 980 and encodes 278 amino acids. The record is from RefSeq and is a predicted model, not a curated record. The transcript has 7 exons.
GGCGCUAAUUUCCCAAUCUCUUGUUUACGUUGCUAAGAAACGAAGUUAAUCGUUAGGCUUAACGUAUCUUUCGACGUAGAGUUGAGAAAAACGCAAAAAAUGGAGUCGUAAUCCUCCGAAUCAAUCGGAAAGUAAACCAAAGAAUGGCAAGAGUUGUGCUGAAGUCAUUAGAGGGUGGACCUAAAGCUGUUGUGAUCCCGGCUGGCAAAACUGUCAUCGGACGUGGUCCCUUGUUGGGGUGUGGAGAUAAAAAAGUAUCUCGUAAACAUGCUGUAUUAGAAGUUACUGAAUCUGGAGAUGUUUAUUUAACUCCUAUCCAUGUGAAUCCUUGCUUUUAUCAUCCUAAUUCAGAGAAAACAGCCAAAAUAUUAAAGAAAGAUACUGCACAAAAAUUAGAACCAGGUGAUUCUUUUUCAUUGUUACCAAGGGCAUUUCGUUACCAAGUUAUGAUGGGUGAUUAUCAGAAAGAUGAAGAACAAGAAAACAAAAUACAAAAUAAUAAAGAUGUUGAAUCAGUGCAAGAAAAUGCUGACGAAGAAAUAAAAAUGGAACAAGAAGAGCAAACAGCAGAUGAUUAUGCAACUGAAAAAGUUGAAACUGAAAAAGCUGCAGAUUCUCCAGAAUUGGAAAAUGAUGACGAUGACGACGAUGAUGAUGAUGAAGGUGAUGAUGAUGAUGACGAUGAUGAUAUUAAGGAAGAAUCUGAUACAAUGCAGUUGAAUGGUGAAAAGCAGUGUGCAGAAAAUAAUGCAGCUGAUGAUUCUCAUGUGAUAUUUUCAGAAAAAGAAGAAACUAAAUCUAAACAAAAGAAUACCAAUAAUCAUGGUGAUAACAAGGCAGCAAAGUUGAGUGAAAGGAAACGCACAUUACCAGAUUGGUUACUAAAAUGUGCAAUUUCUCCAAAUAUAGAAACAGCAGAACAAAAGACAACAAAGAGACGUUAUGGUAAAAUUUUAAAUUAUACAUAUAAAUAUGUUUGAUAUUUAUAUUUCACU